ACUCCUCUCACAUUCCAAGAACUGAUAAAUACUCCCGUCCUGCUUGGCCGGUCCUGGCUCAGAGUGACCAUGGUCCUGCAACAAUGGUGGCUGAUUUUGGGUGUGGCAUGCAUCUUUGUAUGCAUCUCCGACCAGUCUUUUCCUCAGAAGAGACGGUGUACAUUCCAAGUGACUCCUCAGAACAACAACUACACAACCGCUGGCAAUGUGAGUGGGUCGGUGCAGCUCUGUGAGAACACCCAAUGCUGCGUGGGCUAUUUUAUAAUCAUUGAUGGCCGGCCAGAGGUUGACGUUCUCGCUUGUGAUAUUGCUGAAAAGUAUUGCCCAGAUGCGACCUGCAGGGCACAAACACGCUUCAACGGUCGCCUCCUUGUGUGUGUGUGCAACACAGACUUCUGCAAUAGCAACAUCACUUGGAUCCCAGAGUUGGAAGAGCCACGACCCACAUACUCUUAUUUUGUAGUUUUCUUUUUAGAUAAAAACAUGAAAGCUGCUGCAUUAAUUCUGACUUUGCUCGUCCUCUGCCUCCUGCUGAUCAUUGCCGCCCAAUGGAGACGCCUACUAAAAAAGAGAAAGGAUAAUACACCCUCCCUUGAUGAUUACAGUGUCUCACGACUGUGUUCCUGCCAAACAACAAAAACCUCUGAGAUUGACAUUGCCGACAUUGAACUACAGCAGAUUGUGGGCCGUGGGUAUUUUGCAACUGUUUGGCAGGGGAAAUACAAGGGAUCCAUUGUGGCAGUGAAAGUUUUCCCUGUAGGUUGGAAACAUAACUUUACUGCAGAGAAGGAGGUCUAUGAGCUACCAUUGAUGAAUCACGCUGGGAUUGUCCAAUUCCUGGGCUCUGGGAGUAAACCGGAUGGAGGCAGUUUGCUCAUUGUCCUGCAAUACGCUGAAUGUGGUUCUCUCCACUCCUAUCUGUGUAAACACACCACCAACUGGAUGUUGUCACUGAAGUUGUGCCAGUCUUUAUCGCAGGGACUCUCCUAUCUGCACUCUGACGUUCACAAACAUGAUGAGCAUAAACCUCCUGUGGCCCACAGAGAUUUCAGCAGCUCCAACGUGCUUGUGAGAGCAGAUGGCACCUGUGUCCUGUGUGAUUUUGGAUGCUCAACCAUCCUGCGUUCUUGUUCAGGACACUGCAGCUGGCAGAGCCACACAACAAACACGGAGGGUCAUGCUCAGUUGGGCACGCUGCGCUACAUGCCCCCUGAGAUCCUGGAAGGCUCCGUAAACCUGAGCAGCAGCUGGUGUCUCAUGCAGGGCGACAUCUAUGCUCUGGGACUGCUGCUGUGGGAGAUCUGGAUGCGUUGCACUGAUUUAUUUGGAGGUGGUGUUGCUCCGCAGCAUCUGUUGCCUUAUGAAUCUGAGCUGGGAGCCAAUGCAACACGGGACAGCCUCAUCCAGUAUGUGUUUCACUUGGACAAGAGACCCUCCAUACCUAAACACUGGGAACUGCUACCACAGGGAUCUGUGCUGCAGGAGCUCCUGACAGAUUGUUGGGACUGUGAUGCGGAUGCUCGACUGACUGCUCAGUGUGUUGUGGACAGAUUAGUGUGUCUUCAGUCUUGUUACUCUUCAUGACUUUUUUUUCUUCUAUUUUUGACUUGUAAUUUACAUAUCAAGCAUUUGCACUGUUCUCUUUGUGUCACAACUGUUAAGCUUCUCAGUAUAUUUUCAUACAUUUUAAA
Molecule: messenger RNA, 1691 nt
Organism: Anoplopoma fimbria (sablefish)
Lineage: Eukaryota; Metazoa; Chordata; Actinopteri; Perciformes; Anoplopomatidae
Product: anti-Muellerian hormone type-2 receptor-like
Exons: 11
Coding region: 70-1584 (504 amino acids)
Biological process (GO): cellular response to growth factor stimulus; BMP signaling pathway; protein phosphorylation
Cellular component (GO): plasma membrane; signaling receptor complex
Molecular function (GO): transforming growth factor beta receptor activity; ATP binding
Source: RefSeq, a predicted model, not a curated record